Messenger RNA from Mytilus trossulus (common blue mussel), 4021 nucleotides. RefSeq names its product cytochrome P450 10-like. Bases 404 to 1957 code for a protein of 517 amino acids. The transcript is spliced from 10 exons. Gene Ontology annotation, molecular function: iron ion binding; oxidoreductase activity, acting on paired donors, with incorporation or reduction of molecular oxygen; monooxygenase activity. The record is from RefSeq and is a predicted model, not a curated record. NCBI's taxonomy places the organism in Eukaryota, Metazoa, Mollusca, Bivalvia, Mytilida, Mytilidae.
UACUGUUGCCGCCUCAUUAAUAUACGUUCGAUACAACUCUAUAUUUUUAUAUCGAAAAUGAAUUGGAACAUGAGCACUAUGUGUGGGUUGAACUUUCUUGGAAAACAUGUUAAUAAAUUCAAAAUAGGCGGUACCUUUUUGCUGUGCAACAUAGCAUAUGAUUAUGAUGAUUUAAGAAAAUAAUAGUCAGUAAUCAAAUGAAAAUCUAUGAUUGGAGGAUUAUUAUCAUAAUGCUGUAUAUAUCCAUAUAUAAAUUGGAUAAUACACCUAAUGAAAUACAUGCAGCAUACCAUUCUACAGUCUACUUUUACUUUUAUCGAGUAUAUUAAAAUCGUAGAAUUGAUCAAACUAUUUCAUUCAUACGGAAUUUAUUUUGUAUAAACGUAAGUCAGAGAUAUCAACAAUGACAACAACCUGCUGUCGAAGAUACAUUGGUUCACAGUUUUAUAAAUAUGCUAGUUGUCGAUUUAAGGCCACGAUGGCAGCCAUUUUGACACCGGAAUGUGAAACUGAGCAUGUAAAAUCAUUUGAAGAUAUUCCAGGUCCGCCAUCACCGCCGUUUUUAGGAGCACUUGUGCACCACUUUCCUUUUGGUGCAUUUCACGGGAAAACUCCCCCACAAAUUUAUGAAAUGUGCCGACAAAAAUAUGGAGAUAUAUAUAAGGAACGAAUUUUUCACUUCUCAUUCGUCCAUCUCUUUGAUCCUGAUGAUUUUGAAACUGUUUUUCGAGCUGACGGGAAAUAUCCAAUCAGAGAGGCAUUUAUGACCUUGACCCAUUACAACAAAAAGUAUAAUGGAAAUGUGCAAGGCAUUAUAACCAGUCAAAAUGAAACAUGGCAAAAGCUUCGAAGUACUUUUCAACAGAAAAUGCUUCGACCGAAGGCAGUUGCUGCUUAUUUUGACGAACAGUCAAAGGUUGCAGACGAACUUGUAGAAAAAAUCUCACGUACCAAAUGUGUUAAUGGCAUUAUAGAAGAUUUACGGAGUGAUCUUACAAAAUUUGCAACUGAAGGUAUUGGUUUGGUGUGCUUUAAUAAAAGAUUUGAUCUGUUGUUGAGUAAAGAGGAAAAUGCUGAAGCACGAAAGUUCCUAUAUUCUGUACGUGUAAUAAUGGAAACAACACACAAUGAGUUCAGAAGACUUCCAUUUUACAAACUAUUCGAGACACCCUCAUACAAAGAAUUUGUGAAGGCAAAGAUUUUUGUAAAAGAAAUGGCAAAUAAAUACUCAAAACAAGCUUUAAAAGAAAUGGAAGAACGAUCAAAAGACGGUACAGAAGUAGAUGGAGAGAACGGAGAUCUCAUUCCUUAUUUAAUGAGCAAGUCCUCAUUAACAGAGGAAGAAGUUUUCAAAGUCAUUAGUGAAUUCAUAUUAGUAGGAGUCGACACAACAAGUCAUCACAUAGCCUAUAUGUUAUAUUUAUUGGGAACUCAUCCUGAGGUCCAGGAAAAGCUGUACGAAGAAAUGUCAAGACACAUUGACAAUACAUUGUCUAUCGACAACUUACAGCAAAUGACAUACUUAAAAGCAGUAGACAAAGAGGUUCACAGAAUGCUGCCAGUUGCUGGUGGAACUAUCAGAAGACUGACACAGGAUAUCAAUUUACGGGGCUAUCAUAUACCUGCUGGGACAACUAUUGCAGUUCACUGGGAACAGUCGAUGCUGGAUGAGGUCAACUUUAAAGAUGCUCUUUCUUUUAAGCCAGAACGAUGGUUGCGAGAAAAUGCUGAUAGAAAGGAAAUUCAUCCAUUUGCUGCAAUACCAUUUGGUGUAGGCCAAAGAUCUUGCAUUGGCCGACGGUUUGCCGAACAAGAGACAUUUCUUGCAGUUGUUAAGAUACUUCAAAGUUAUCAAAUAGAGUAUGUUGGAGAAGAUCUGAAAUUAGACUAUGGCGUCAAUGUUGCUCCUGCCACCAAAAUGAGAUUCCAGUUCACACCACGAAAUCCAAAAGACUGAAUAUAAAAUGGAAUGACAACUGGUAAUGCAUCCUGACGUUUACACGACUGUCCAUUCCAAAACAACGUUAAUGGUGAUAUGAUUCCCAUUGAAGGAUGACAACGUGAUAAUAUUACUAUGUACAAUGAUUGAAAUAUGGCUACCCCUCUCUUGGGACAUUUCCGGUCAGAAUUAUGAAUGAUUUUGUGACUUUAUUUGAGUGCAUUUAUUCAACGUAAAGCAUUCUAUAAGGAUGUGUGCCUUUAUAAGGAAUAAAGUCUCAGAGUAGAAAAACAGACAGACACCCAUAAUAGUAAAAUAUAAAUUUUACUAUUCAAUUAGAGGAACUUAUAAUGGGUUCGUCCUGUAUAAGUUCUUGUUUUUUCUGCGACAAAUAUUGAUUUUAUGAUGCGAACUGUUUCCCAGACAGAAUGUAAAUACAGAGCUUAUAAUGUUUUAUAUGUAAUAUUCAUCAAUUUAAAAAAAAAGAACUUAACAGUAGAUUAAGAAAUGUCUAUAAAAAGUGACAAAGACUAAACGCAUAAUACUUCCACCUAAAUAUGAUAAAAAGAUUGCAAAUAAAACCCCAGUAAAAUCAUUAGGGUCUUUAGAAUUCUUUUGGUCGUUUGCAAAAGUUUAAAUUACACAAAUAAUCCGUCCAUUGUAAGUUUCUAAGAUUAUAAUAUGAAACAAUUGACUAAUUUUUCUUUUGCGGCCUUGAGAAUUUGAUGCAAUCAUGAAAUAUUUUCAAAAAUAUACUCCAGAACUUUAUAAAUAGAGAACAUUAAACAAAACAGUCGACCCUGUAACAAAGGCGAAAGGAUUUUGGGGUUCUCAUGAAUAGAAUGAAUUUAUGGUAAAAACUGUUGAACUUAGAAUAGGCAAAUUGCUUAAUUUUUUAAUGUAAAUAUUUUGACGCGAUAUUGCACAAAUAUGACAGUAUAAUUGAUUUUAGUUAUAUAUAAGAGACUUGGUCACACAGCCAAACUACAUAUUUAGACGCGAUAUUACAUACAUAUGAUACAUUAUGUCAUAAAAGUAAUAUUUGAGACUCACCCCAAUACCGCAAACAUACAACUGUAUAUAUUUUGACGCGAUAUUAAACACGUAUAACAUUAUAUUUUAGUAGAGUAGUAUUAACGAUUUGCUCAAUUUGCAAAACAACUGUACAUAUCGAUAUAAUAAGACAGGCUGUUCAAGCCGAUAUGUAAAAUAAACAAGCAGUUUCCUGUUUAACAAUUUUUGUUACCAGAACUGUACAUUAAUUUACAGAUCUAACAUUGUUGGGUUGAUGUUUAGACGAAUUAUAGAUAUAUAUAUAUAUAUAUGUAAAUUAAUUUUAUCUGUGCAAAGAUCACUUUAAAUUCACUUAAAAACGAUUCUAGAGAAAUAAACGUCAUCUUUAAGAUGUUGUUAAAUGUUUGAGGAAGUUUAUAAUAUUUUAUUUCAAUCUAGUUCAUUUUAAUCUAUGACUUUCAAUACUUAACAAUUCGCCGUUUCAGAAUCUAAUGCAUCCUGGGUAAUAUUUUCAAAAGCGUACACCAAAGCGUUUUGCUUGGUUUAAAACAUAAUAAACAAUGCAAAUUCAACCAAUGACGUAACGUUAUUUUCACUUUGGGGUACGAACAAUGAAAUUACCCAUGAUGCUUUAGAUUCUGAAGAGGCCAAUAGUGAAAAUAUCAUUAUAAGAGGUUUGAUAUUAAAGGAGGAUCAUUCAAAAAAAUGAAAUUUCUCUAAAAUCGGUGUUGGUGCAAUCACAUACAUUGAAACAGACAUUAUUAUAGAGUGCAAUAUAUCAAAAAUUAUUUGUGUAUUUUGUUAAAGUAUUUGUUAAAUGUUGUAUGUAAAAGUUUAUUAAAAAAAUAUCAAAGAUACCAGAUUAAUUAUCAGUUCGCCACAAAUAAUGAAUAAGAAAAAAUGAAAUUUCUCGAAAAUCGGAGUUGGUGCCAUCACAUACAUUGAAACAGACAUUAUUAUAGAGUGCAAUAUAUCAAAAAAAAUAUUUGUGUAUUUUGUUAAAGUAUUUGUUAAAUGUUGUAUGUAAAAGUUUAUUAAAAAAAUAUCAAAGAUACCAGAUUAAUUAUC